GGGCUCGGCAGCAGAUCGCCACGUGGGAUCCAGUCAUCAAUCCUUUGGUCCGGUUACAAAAAAAAAAGCCUCUGUGUUAAGAAUUGCGCCUCCCUCCUCCUCCUCCUCCACCUCCUCCUCCUCCUCCUCUUCUUCGUCUUCUUCUUCCGCUUCUUCUUCAGAUCAUUCUUCUCAGCUUUCGAAAGCACAAGUUUCCCAGCUCUGCUGCAUAAAGAUAAGCAAAUUAAGGAUAAGGAUAAGGAUAAGAUAUACUUUUUUUUCAUUUUUUUUUUCAAGACGACAACAAUAACAACAACAAGAACUGAGACCGCGACGUGGCAGCCAGCCAUCAAUGGUGCGCUGCGCUCCUGUUUAAUCCAGCCUCUCUCUUUUUUAGAGAUUGCAUGUCACUCCUCGUCUUCUUUAUCCCCUUCCAUUCUUCCCAGCUCUGCUUAACGACAUUUGUCCCAGCUCUGCUUAAGGAUAAGCAUACAAGGAUAAUAAGGACAAGCAUCAGUGUUUCCCAACCUCUCAUAAGGAUAAGGUUCCCAGCUCUGCAUCUGGAUCAGGAUAGGAUCAGGCUCCCAGCUCUGCAUCAGGAUAAGGAUAAGGACCAGGUUCACAGCUUUUCAUCAGGAUGAGGAUCAGGUUCCCAGCUCUGCAUCAGGAUAAAGAUACAGAUCAGCUUUCCCGCUCUUCUUCAGGAUAAGGAAUCAGCUUCUCCCCGCUCAGCUUCCCAGCUCUUCAUCAUCAGCUUAAGGAUGAGCUUCCCAGCUCUGCAUUAGGAUCACUCUCCCAUCUCUUGUCAUCCGGACCAGGUUCCGAUCCGAUCUCUACAUAAAAAUAAGGGUAAGGAUAAGAUCUACUUUUGUUUUUUUUUUCUAGUUUUUUGAUACAAGAAGAAGCAGAAGCAGAAGCAGAAGAAGCAGCAGAAGAAGCAGCAGAAGAAGAAGAAGCAGAAGCAGCAGCAGCAGCAGAAGAAGAAGAAGAAGAAGAAGAAGGAGGAGGAGGAGGAGAAGAUGGCGGGCGAGGAUGCAGCGUCUGCCCUCCGUCUGAUCGCCUCCCACGGUGACCAGAAGGGCAAAACGGAGCAAUACAAGGUCCUACUGAGCUCAAUCAUCUCCUCAGGGUCGGUAGUUAAUGCCAAGUCCUUUCUGGACCACAUGGUGACCGACGAAGUUCCGCUCGUGAUCUCCCGCCAGCUACUGAUUGCCUUUGCAAAGGAUCUGCCGAAGCUCGACGUGGAAGCGCACAAGGAGGUGGGUCAUUACGCGUUGAUGCAGAUUCAGCCACGUGUGGUGUCGUUCGAGGAACAAGUGUCGAAGAUCCGCGAAGGUCUGGCCGAGCUGUACGAGAGAGAAGAGGAAUGGUCGACCGCAGCGAAGAUGCUCAGCGGGAUCGACCUCGACUCGGGAAGAUUACAAGACGAUGUUAAGGUGGGCAAGUGUGUCAAGAUCGCUCUGCUUUAUCUUGAAGACGACGACGCCACUAACGCCGAGAUCUAUAUCAAGAAAGCGUCUUUCUUAAUUAGUGCGUGUAAGGAUGAGGUGGUGCUUCUUCAGUACAAGAUUUGUUAUGCCAGAAUGCUGGAUCUUAAGCGAAAGUUCCUGGACGCUGCAUUGAGGUACUACGAGCUGUCGCAGCUUCAGAAGAGAGUGUAUGGGGAGCGCCACGUGGACGAAGCCGAGCUGGAACAGGCGUUGAUGGCGGCAGUGACGUGUACGAUCUUAGCAGCCGCCGGGCCGCAAAGGUCGAGGGUGCUGGCCACGCUGUACAAGGAUGAAAGAUGCUCGAAGCUGAAAAUAUAUCCUAUUUUGGAAAAAGUAUACCUAGAUAGGAUACUCCGCAGCCCCGAGGUUCAGGCCUUUGCACAGGAAUUGAAACCCCAUCAAAAGGCUCUGCUGACGGACAAAUCGACGGUGCUAGACCGGGCGGUGAUCGAGCACAACCUGCUGAGUGCGAGCAAGUUGUACACCAACAUCAGCUUCGAAGAGCUCGGCGCGCUUCUGGGAAUCAACCCGGAAAAAGCGGAGAGGAUAGCGGCGCGCAUGGUGUCGGAAGACCGGAUGAGGGGGUCCAUCGAUCAGGUGGAAGGGGUCAUUCAUUUUGAAGCUGACGUGGAGGAGCUGCGGCAGUGGGACCACCAGAUCCAAGGGGUCUGCAUGGCCUUGAACUCGGUAUUAGAGGCCAUGGUGAAGAGGAGAAUGCAUGUGGCAGUGUGAAUAUAUAUAAAUCUUGUGACAAUAUAUAUAUAUAUAUAAUAAAAAAAACAGGCGGAG
Molecule: messenger RNA, 2258 nt
Organism: Chara braunii
Lineage: Eukaryota; Viridiplantae; Streptophyta; Charophyceae; Charales; Characeae
Source: the annotation of a GenBank genome assembly